GAUGGCGGUCACAAUGGCCGCCGAGAGACCGGCGAGCGGUGAGAGCAUCCGUGCAGUCAAUGUUGUGAACCCCUAAUACGAUCCCGUGGCGCGCAGGCGCAACACGAUCUUCUUAGAGUAUCCAUUUUGAUCACAUAUAUCUGUAAAACAACUAUGGCUGACAUCGAGGAUACUCACUUUGAGACUGGAGACUCUGGAGCUUCAGUUACGUAUCCUAUGCAGUGCUCGGCACUGCGCAAAAAUGGUUUUGUCAUGUUAAAGUCACGUCCCUGCAAGAUUGUAGAAAUGUCGACUUCUAAAACUGGCAAGCAUGGUCACGCCAAGGUUCAUUUAGUAGGUAUCGACAUAUUUACCUCCAAGAAAUAUGAGGAUAUUUGUCCAUCCACACACAAUAUGGAUGUACCGUUUGUUAAGCGGGAAGAUUACCAGCUUACAGAUAUAUCUGACGAUGGCUAUCUUUGUCUGAUGGCUGAUAAUGGAGAACUUCGCGAAGAUCUCAAGAUACCUGAUGGCGACUUGGGAACACAACUGCGUGCUGAUUACGAGUCUGGAAAAGAAUUACUUUGCACUGUACUCAAGGCAUGCGGUGAGGAGGUAGUAAUCGCCGUCAAAAACAACACCUCCCUCGACAAAUAAUUGUGUUCAGCCCGACAACUACGACGACAAAAAACCCAAUAUACAUUCGAGCUAAAACCACCCGCUUAGCCAAUCAAUUGAUACCUUUACUAUUGGUCAAACAGGAUAAACAACAAUAAUAAUAAAUCUAUAGGAAGAUGAUGAAGAGAGUGGAAGAGCGAAAUAGAAAUGGAGAGAAAGAGAGAGAAUGAGCGAGAGAGAAAGAGAGAGAGAAAGAAAAAAGCAUAAGCAAAUAAAACGGGCUAGCAAUUCCUAACAACAGCAACGCGCCAGUGCGAAAAGCGACUUUUAUCGAAGUAACAUCUGCUUACUUAAUUAUUAUUCAACAAUAUUUAAAUGAACAAAUCCGGGAAAGCGAGAACUGCGUAUACGUACACUCAGUUCUAUACAUUUAAUACAUACAUAUACACACAUAGACAACACAGAUAAAUAGCGUAUAUGUGUGCACACAUACAUACAGGACAUAUUUACACAUAUACUUAUACAUUCACACACGCGUUGUUUGUUAUACAAGAAAGUGGUGACAACUUUUCAGCAGAAAGUUGAUUGAAAAUAAAAACUGAGAAAGCCUUGACACACAUCCUGGACCUUUUUUUUUUUUAAA
Molecule: messenger RNA, 1240 nt
Organism: Formica exsecta
Lineage: Eukaryota; Metazoa; Arthropoda; Insecta; Hymenoptera; Formicidae
Gene: eEF5
Product: eukaryotic translation initiation factor 5A
Exons: 4
Coding region: 154-636 (160 amino acids)
Biological process (GO): positive regulation of translational elongation; positive regulation of translational termination
Molecular function (GO): translation elongation factor activity; RNA binding; ribosome binding
Source: RefSeq, a predicted model, not a curated record